Sander lucioperca (pikeperch) is the source of this 1692-nucleotide messenger RNA. RefSeq names its product alkB homolog 6 (gene alkbh6). Lineage: Eukaryota; Metazoa; Chordata; Actinopteri; Perciformes; Percidae. Bases 490 to 1194 code for a protein of 234 amino acids. The transcript is spliced from 2 exons. The record is from RefSeq and is a predicted model, not a curated record.
UGUCAAAUGUGUCCGUUUUUAGGUUCCUGUAGGUAGCGGCGCGGUGCUGUGUGUUACAAACAUGGCGCUUUUUCAGUAUUUGAAAUUGGAAAUUACCCUUUUCCGUGUAACGUUAUUGAGCUGUGCUGCCUUCACGGGUAACGUUACCAGGUCCAGAAAUGCGGUGCUUCUGAUAAAAACCGUCCAAUAACUCAGGAACAAGAAAGUAGUGGUAGUAGUUGGGAGAGUUGGCAGAUUGUUAAUGCAUUUCCUGAAACAGUCAGUGUUGUAUGAAGGCAUCUUAUUAAUAUAAUAUGUGGUAUAGCUGAAUUAACACGAUGAGUGUAAAACUCGUUUUACCAGUAGAAAGUUCCUAAGUACCACAACAAUAAAGGCACCAAUUACGUUCAUUUGUACGGGAUUUUUCUGUCGCAGACUGGCUAACUGCAGAAGAACAAACCAGUAACGUUACCCAUUUCAUCAUUUCAUGUCAACUUUUCUAAAGGAGGUAUGGAACACCCAGCUUGUAUUUUGGAGGAAUUGAAGCAGUUUGUCUUAAAGGAUGCCCCACCAACAGUGUAUUACAUCCCAGAUUUCAUAUCGGAAGAUGAGGAGUCCUACCUUCAACAGCAGGUGUAUAAAUCUCCCAAAACUAAAUGGACUCAGCUGUCAGGCAGACGGCUUCAGAACUGGGGAGGGUUACCACAUCCCAAAGGCAUGCUGGCAGAAAAGAUUCCCGACUGGCUCCAGACGUACUGUGAGAAGAUUUCCUCUCUAGGUGCAUUCAGUGGAAAAACAGCCAACCAUGUGUUGGUGAAUGAGUAUAAACAAGGGGAAGGGAUUAUGCCUCAUGAAGACGGCCCUCUGUACCACCCAACUGUCACCACCAUCAGUCUGGGCUCUCACACCUUCCUUGACUUCUACACACCCAUCAGCAGCCAGGAGGCCGAUGCACCGCAGACUGAGGAGAGCCGCUUCCUCUUCUCCCUGCUGGUGAGGCCGCGCAGUCUUCUCAUCCUGCAGGAUGAAAUGUACCAGCGUCUCCUCCAUGGCAUCCGGCCCCGCGCCCAGGACACGCUGACAGACAAGGUGGUGAACCGGUCUGCUGCCGGGGCUGUGCCAGGAGAGACACUGACCCGAGGAACCAGGGUGUCACUGACCAUACGACAUGUGCCCAAAGUGAUGAAGACAAAGCUUGUACUGGGGAGGAAAUGAAGAAAGACUGCAUGUUGACAUGAUAAGUUGUUAUACUACUACAUGCUGUGUUUGCCACUGACCCCAUCAAGCAUACGAUCAAUGGGACUGUGUCCUCCAGGCUGCUUUAUUCACGUGUGUUUAUAAUGGAUCACUUCUAGCUUUGCUAAAUAUCUGUGCUGCCUCAAGUGAUCCCACUGCUGUGGUAACUUUCCUGGACAUUAUCAAAGGCAACAAUACAAAGAGGCACAACUAGAAAUUGUUUAAACUAUGGAUUCAUCUCUUAAAUAUUUUAAGGGAAUAUGGGAUCUGAGUAGCAAAUAUAUGGAAGAAGAAUGGUAUCUUAAAUUUGGUAUUUUAUUUGGUUUUGCUUUUUGUUGAUUCAUCAUUCAACUGUUUCAGCAUUACAGACAUAAAAUGGAUAUAAAUCAUUAUUGGUUGUGCUUUGUGUAUGCAUUGUUUACUUUAUGUAUUUAUUUAACAGCUACAAAUAAGAGUCCAACCGAUAAACAAGCAUGG